GCCCUCGUUCGCCGGAGUCCACCAUUUCCGCUCCACUGUCCGUUGAAAGCCCACGCGAGGCGGAAGAGAGAGAGAGCCCUUUAUUGGAGCCCUCUCUCCACCUCCUCCUUUCGUCUCCAUUCGUCUCCAUUUCCCCUCCUCUCCUCGACCCCAAACCCUAACCCUAACCCUAACCCUCGAAGAUCACAGGGGAUCUCCUCGUCCUCCUCUACGGAGUCGUUGUCCUCAAUGGAUCUCUCCGACAAGUCUCGCCAAUCGCUUCUCCCGAGCUUCCUCUACUCGUCCACGGCAACGAAGACCGUGGGACUGGAGAGGAUCCUCGGCCGGAACCCUAGCUCCGCCGAGCCGGCGGCGCCGGCGCUGACCUCGCCGGUGGAUCGCCGGGAUUCGGCCGGAUCCUUCCUCAUCCAGGCGCCGAGCGAGCCCAGGAAGAUUGAGAUGUACUCGCCGGCGUUCUACGCCGCCUGCACCGCCGGGGGGAUCGCGAGCUGCGGGCUCACGCACACGGCCGUCACCCCGCUCGAUAUCGUCAAGUGUAACAUGCAGAUUGAUCCAGCUAAGUACAAGAGCAUUUCAUCAGGAUUUGGUAUCCUUCUCAAAGAGCAAGGUUUCAGGGGCUUCUUUAGGGGCUGGGUGCCAACGCUUCUUGGUUACAGCGCUCAGGGGGCAUGCAAAUUUGGCUUCUAUGAGUUCUUCAAGAAGUAUUACUCGGAUAUUGCUGGACCCGAGUAUGCUGCCAAAUACAAGACCUUGAUCUACCUUGCAGGGUCUGCUUCUGCUGAAUUCAUUGCUGAUGUAGCACUCUGCCCCAUGGAGGCAGUGAAAGUGCGAGUGCAGACGCAGCCGGGGUUUGCCAGGGGUUUGUCUGAUGGGCUCCCGAAGUUUGUCAAAUCUGAAGGCUAUCUUGGAUUAUACAAAGGAUUGGUUCCUCUCUGGGGGCGUCAAAUUCCUUAUACCAUGAUGAAAUUUGCAUCGUUCGAGAUGGUCGUGGAAAUGAUCUAUAAAUAUGCCAUUCCCACACCAAAGGAUCAGUGCAGCAAGCCUCUUCAGCUUGGCGUGAGCUUCGCCGGCGGUUACAUUGCUGGGGUCUUCUGUGCCAUUGUAUCUCACCCGGCCGACAACCUCGUCUCCUUCCUUAACAAUGCAAAGGAUGCCACUGUCGGCGAUGCCGUGAAGAAGCUCGGCCUUUGGGGGCUAUUCACUAGAGGGCUUCCUCUUCGUAUUGUUAUGAUUGGUACUCUCACUGGGGCACAAUGGGGUAUCUAUGAUGCUUUCAAGGUUAUGGUUGGCCUGCCAACAACAGGUGGAGUUGCCCCUGCUGCAGCUCCAGCCGCAGAGCUCGCUCCACUGAAAGUCAGUGCUUGAUUUUUCUGAAGCAGUAACUAGAAGUGAUUUCUAGCAUUUAUUUUGCCCAUUCUUGGUGAGAUUGUAGUAAUUUCCAAAGAGCAUUGCUUGUUUUGAUUUUUUUUGUUUCUUGUGUGUACCUUAAGGGGAUGGUUUUGGUCUCAUCCCAAAGGCUCGUGAAUUUCAGAAGCUCAUUUAGAGAUUACAGUAGUUGCCUGCACCAUAGUAUUUAAAGGGUUACCAAAGAAUAAGCUGGAGGACAGUGAAAAAUAUUAUUGUACACAUUUUAUUAUCCCUCGAGAUUUGCAGGGAUUUAAUUACAUGUUUCUUCUCCUCUUACAUCAUCUCUUCGGAUUUACAAGUAAAGCAUAUUCAAUAGUACAUCAGGCUACCAUGUUCUUGUUUCA
Molecule: messenger RNA, 1751 nt
Organism: Ananas comosus (pineapple)
Lineage: Eukaryota; Viridiplantae; Streptophyta; Magnoliopsida; Poales; Bromeliaceae
Product: mitochondrial phosphate carrier protein 3, mitochondrial-like
Exons: 6
Coding region: 229-1365 (378 amino acids)
Biological process (GO): mitochondrial phosphate ion transmembrane transport
Cellular component (GO): mitochondrial inner membrane
Molecular function (GO): phosphate transmembrane transporter activity
Source: RefSeq, a predicted model, not a curated record